Eimeria tenella is the source of this 273-nucleotide messenger RNA. RefSeq lists its product as uncharacterized. The coding region runs from base 1 to 273 and encodes 90 amino acids. The record is from RefSeq and is a predicted model, not a curated record. Lineage: Eukaryota; Apicomplexa; Conoidasida; Eucoccidiorida; Eimeriidae. The transcript has a single exon.
AUGCGCCUGGGAGCAGCAGCAGCAGCAGCAGCAGCAGCAGCAGCAGCAGCAGGAGCAGCAGCAGGACAAUGGCAGCGCCGCUUGCUGCUGCAGCGCGCUGGACUCGCCCGCGUCUGUCUCCUACGCUGUCAUGGCAGCAGCAGACAGCUGCUGGGCACCCGAGACAAAAGGGCCCUGCAGCGAACCCUCUGCAGCAGCAGCAGAGCAGGGGGGCCCCCAGCAGCAAGGGGGCCCCUCGGAAGAGGGGCCCCCCAACCCCUCCCAGACUAUUAG